AUGUCGAUCAGCUCGGUUCCCCAGCCCCACCUCCCAGCCCCUAAGUUUUCUCCAGUGGCUCCCAAGUUUACUCCUGUGGCUUCCAAGUUCAGCCCUGGAGCCCCAGGUGGACCUGGCCCACAGCCCAAUCAAAAGUUAGGGCCCCCUCAAGCUCCCUCUUCCACUGGCACAGGCUCCCCUCAGCCCCCCAGCUUCACCUAUGCUCAGCAGCGGGAGAAGCCCCGCGUGCAGGAGAAGCAGCACCCAGUGCCCACACCGGCUCAAAAUCAAAACCAGGUGCGCUCCCCUGGGGCCCCAGGACCUCUGACUCUGAAGGAGGUGGAGGAGCUGGAGCAGCUGACCCAGCAGCUCAUGCAAGACAUGGAGCAUCCUCAGAGGCAGAACGUGGCUGUCAGUGAAUCCUGUGGCCGGUGUCAACAGCCCCUGGCACGUGCGCAGCCCGCAGUUCGAGCUCUGGGACAGCUGUUCCACAUCACCUGCUUUACCUGCCACCAGUGUGAGCAGCAGCUGCAAGGACAGCAGUUCUACAGCGUGGAGGGGGCACCAUAUUGUGAGGGCUGCUACACUGACACCCUGGAGAAGUGCAACACCUGUGGGCAGCCCAUCACUGACCGCAUGCUGAGGGCCACAGGCAAAGCCUACCACCCUCAGUGCUUCACCUGUGUGGUCUGCGCCUGCCCCCUGGAGGGCACCUCCUUCAUUGUGGACCAGGCCAACCGGCCCCACUGCGUCCCUGACUACCACAAGCAGUACGCACCCCAGGGUGCUCUGUCUGUGCGGGAGCCCAUCAUGCCUGAGCCUGGCCGGGAGGAGACUGUGCGAGUGGCCGCUCUGGACAAGAACUUCCACAUGAAGUGCUACAAGUGCGAGGUCAGUGUCCCUGGGCCUGAGGGCUGGAGUUGUGGGACAUUCUUCAUGGCUAGGUGUGAACAUGCCAGCCUGAUGUUUUGA
Molecule: messenger RNA, 951 nt
Organism: Myotis lucifugus (little brown bat)
Lineage: Eukaryota; Metazoa; Chordata; Mammalia; Chiroptera; Vespertilionidae
Gene: ZYX
Product: zyxin
Biological process (GO): transforming growth factor beta receptor signaling pathway; integrin-mediated signaling pathway
Source: RefSeq, a predicted model, not a curated record